UGCCUAACAGAUUUGUAGAUGACAUCUUAAGUUCCUAACAUGACUAACAUGCAAAAACAGAGAAAGAAGAUCUGAUCUCACUGACACUUUCUGUCUAAAGAAAGACCAACAAUGGAUAAGAGCGAGGGAUGUUGUUCUGUACAGCUUAUAGACGGAGAUGGUAUAUACAAUGUCUCUGGCAUCGACCAUUUCAUAAAAGAGGUGAAACUAGGAGAGUGUGGCCUCUCUUAUGCUGUUGUCUCCAUCAUGGGUCCUCAAAGCAGCGGGAAGAGUACAUUAUUGAAUAGUUUGUUUGGAACAAACUUUAUGGAGAUGGAUGCAUUCAAGGGAAGGUCCCAGACCACAAAAGGUAUCUGGCUUGCAAGAUGUGCUGGUAUAGAGCCUUGCACACUUGUAAUGGAUUUGGAGGGCACAGAUGGAAGGGAGAGAGGAGAGGAUGAUACUGCAUUUGAGAAACAAAGUGCUCUUUUCGCUCUUGCUAUCUCGGAUAUCGUCUUGAUCAACAUGUGGUGUCACGAUAUUGGACGUGAACAAGCUGCUAAUAAACCUCUCUUGAAAACUGUCUUUCAGGUUAUGAUGAGACUGUUUAGUCCACGCAAAACAACAAUGCUGUUUGUAAUAAGAGAUAAAACCAGGACGCCAUUGGAGAACUUAGAGCCUGUCUUAAGAGAAGAUAUUCAGAAGAUAUGGGAUUCUGUUCCAAAGCCUGAAGCACACAAAGAAACUCCAAUGAGUGACUUCUUCAAUGUUGAAGUUGUUGCUCUUUCCAGUUAUGAGGAGAAGGAAGAACAGUUUAAAGAGCAGGUUGCUAGUUUGAGACAACGGUUCAUGCAUUCUAUUGCACCGGGUGGUCUUGCUGGAGACAGAAGAGGAGUAAUUCCAGCUUCAGGUUUUGCAUUUAGUGCAGAUCAAAUCUGGAGAGUUAUCAAGGAGAAUAAAGAUCUUGACCUUCCUGCCCACAAGGUCAUGGUAGCUACCGUGCGGUGUGAAGAAAUUGCAAAUGAGAAGUUUUCUCAUUUCAUUUCUAACGAGGACUGGCGCAAACUUGAUGAGGAGGUGCAAGCUGGUCCAGUUUCUAAUUUUGGAAAGAGGCUUACUUCUAUUCUUGGUUCUUGCUUAUCAGAAUAUGAUGGGGAGGCUACAUUCUUUGAUGAAGGUGUCAGAUCUUCAAAGAGACAUCAACUUCAAGAAAAGCUUCUCCAACUAGUGAACCCAGCGUUUCAAGAUGUGUUAGGACACAUAAGAUUUGGGAUGCUUGAAAAGUUCAAGGCUUCCUUUGAUAAAGCUUUGGAGAUUGGUGAAGGCUUUUCUUCAGCUUCCAGUGCUUGGUUCAAGUCUUGCAUGGCUCAAUUCGAUGAAGAGUGUGCAGGUGCCAUCGUUGAACAAGCCGACUGGGACACAGCUAAAGUAAGGGACAAGCUAGUUCGUGACAUAGAGGUUCACAUUUCUUCUAUCAGGACUUCCAAGCUAUCUGAACUUACAAGCCAGUACGAGUCCAAGCUUCAUGGAGCAUUGUCUGAACCAGUGGAAGCUUUGUUGGAAGGAGCGAAUGAUGAAACGUGGAGAACAGUAAAGAAGCUUCAUCGGCGUGAAACUGAAUCUGCUGUGUCUGGAUUCAGUAGUGCAUUAGCCUGUUUUGACAUUGAAGAAGAGAUAAGAGACAAGAUGGUGAAAAGCCUUCAGGAGUAUUCAAGAGGUGUCAUAGAAUCAAAGGCAAAGGAAGAAGCAGGACGCGUUCUGAUGCGUAUGAAAGAAAGGUUUGGUACAAUCUUCAGCCAUGAUUCUGAUUCAAUGCCACGUGUUUGGACCGGGAAAGAAGAUAUUCGAGCUAUUACUAAAGCAGCUAGAUCAGCUUCCUUGAAGUUGCUUUCAGUAAUGGUUGUGAUCAGGUUGGGUGAUGAAACUGAUAACAUAGAGAAGACACUAUCUGUUGCUCUUUUGGAUCCAACAACGUCUAAAAAAAGCAUUACAGCAUCUGAUCCAUUGGCUUCAAGCACUUGGGAUGAGAUUCCAUCAUCAAGAACAUUGAUCACACCGGUCCAGUGUAAAUCUAUCUGGAGACAGUUCAAGACAGAAACCGAGUAUACAGUGACUCAAGCCAUAUCUGCACAGGAAGCGAACAAGCGUGGUAGUAACUGGUUACCCCCUCCAUGGGCAAUUCUUGCAUUGAUCUUACUUGGAUUUAACGAGUUCAUGACUCUUCUAAGAAACCCUCUUUAUCUCGGUCUCUUAUUUGUCGGUUUCCUUCUCUUGAAAGCACUAUGGACACAACUAGAUAUCCCUGGCGAGUUCCGCAAUGGUGUAGUUCCAGGGCUCAUAUCGAUAUCAGCAAAGUUUGUUCCCACGGUCAUGAACCUUCUCAAGAACCUUGCUGCGGAAGGUGAAGCUCCUCCCACAGCUAAUCCAGAGAACCGUCGUCCAAGCAACAACACUUCUUCACAUGCUUCCUCGUCAGAAAAUCCAACAGAGCAUAAAAGUGGCUCAAAGACAGAUUAAUCUUCUUACACUCCACAGUUUUUUUCCUUUGGUCAAAUCACUCCAAAGUUUUGAUUUCCAAUACUUGGUGUUUGUUUUUCCUUGUUCACUGACUUACUCAUGAGUUAAAAAACGCUGCGUUUUAGAACCUUUUGUUUUUUUUCUUAGAGCUUUUCUUUAUACACAAAGUGACUUAAAAGCGAUGAGACAUGUUUUGAAUUCGUUGAUGUUUUUCUCUGCAUGUAGAUAAAAUUGAAGGAUUAUAAAUCUAUUUACGAUCUCAAUAACUAAUUUCUUGUAAGUUGAAUCAUGGGAAGAGAUGGCAACCCCAUGAAAAGAGAGGAGAAAUUAAUCUUUACAUUAACUGCUUAGUGGUGAAAAUUUAUUUUUGCUGAGUGAUGAAGUUUUGUAACUAUGUUUUUACAAGAUUGAAUACAUUUUCAGAAUCCAACUCAUGGAUUGGUCAUCGGUGUGUGUAUUUGUUACCAUCAUUUCUUUGCAUAUCCACCGCCAACAACUCUGUAAAAUACAGUAUAUCAAGUUACCAAAGUUUAAAGUAUAUAUGAAUUUAAACUUAAGUAGUUCAGAUAAUAGUACUAUUAAUAUUUAUCUAACUAAGCCAAUUUUCAAAAAAAAAUAUAUUUAUCUAAUAAAAAUUGACCAAAAGCCUUUGUGGGGCUACUGGGUGUUUUAUGUAUAGGUGUGACUGUUUUGAAGACAGAAAUCUCAUGUGACACAUGUAUGGCUAUCGUAUGCGAUGUGACAUUUACAAUUGAUACUCGUACAAGGUGAUUUUUGGAAUCUUAUUCAACAACAAAAGAAAAAUAAUGUUUUUGGAAUUGUAAUGCUUUUUUAGACGUUUCUGAUCAUGUCGUACACGGUGAUUUGUAUCCCUCUUAACGUUUUGUUUUUUUGAAGGUGAAAAUGAUUAAUGGAUACACUUUGAAUCUAUCAAGUCUUGAUCCAACAGCUAUCAGACCUCCUAUUUUCGUAUCGCCAUUAAUGAUAUAGACAAGCUGUACAACUCUCCUUUUUUGUAUUCUUCAAGGAGAACACCGGUUAAGAAAUUACUGGUCAACAAAUACAUCGGGCUAAUGAAGAUUUAUUGAUUUUGGCAUUUUGAGGAGAUUUCUUGAAACAAUGAAGAAAACAAGUACAAGUGUGACGUAUCAUAAAAAAAAAAAUGUAUGACGUAUCAUUAGUUAUGGCAACAACAUGAAGAAUAUCCGUGUCAAAUGAUUUGAGGUACGGUUCUGCAUUUAGAAACUUGGGACCGCAUGCCUCACACGUAUAGUCUAUUCUCUAUAAACUUGGGACCGCAUGGCUCACGUGGAGUUUAAUUCCACGUAACAGUUAGGCCAUACGCAUUAGAAGUUUAAAGGAAAGUAUCACACGUUUUACGAGGAAAAAAAUAUAUUAAAAAAAGCAAAAGCGGUGAACUCGGUUCGUCUCGCCUCUCCUGCGUGAUACCUUCUCUCUUAAAGUUCAUCACUGUAGCGCGGGCCCCACAACACGUGGCGGCCCGCGAUUGAUCAAUUUUUUUUUUUUAAAUCGAAAAAAAAAAUUUAAUAAUAAAAAAUUAAGAAG
Brassica napus (rape) is the source of this 4062-nucleotide messenger RNA. RefSeq names its product protein ROOT HAIR DEFECTIVE 3 homolog 1-like. Gene Ontology annotation, biological process: endoplasmic reticulum membrane fusion. Gene Ontology annotation, cellular component: endoplasmic reticulum. The coding region runs from base 112 to 2496 and encodes 794 amino acids. Gene Ontology annotation, molecular function: GTP binding; GTPase activity. Lineage: Eukaryota; Viridiplantae; Streptophyta; Magnoliopsida; Brassicales; Brassicaceae. The record is from RefSeq and is a predicted model, not a curated record. The transcript is spliced from 22 exons.